Messenger RNA from Trichogramma pretiosum, 1794 nucleotides. RefSeq lists its product as uncharacterized. The record is from RefSeq and is a predicted model, not a curated record. NCBI's taxonomy places the organism in Eukaryota, Metazoa, Arthropoda, Insecta, Hymenoptera, Trichogrammatidae. The transcript is spliced from 3 exons. Bases 1 to 1749 code for a protein of 582 amino acids.
AUGGUGAACCGCGGCGGCGCACGUCAAAAGCAGCAGAAAAGUGGCGAGUCAACGGCAGAGUUGGAAAAUUGGAUAUACUCGAGUUUCGCGAGUCGACUAGCCUGCGCCUGGAUCGAUAUCGACAAGGAUCGCGUGCCGAUAUUUUUGCAAAACUCGAACAGCCUCUUUCUCUACGUCGGGGCGAAGGACGACGACAUCGGCGUAAAAUUCGUCGAAGAUCUCAAGGGCCUGACGGUGAAUUUUCCAGCACCGACUCGAGUUCUGCUGAUAAUGUUUAAUCGUAAAAACGAUUUCACCGCGAGAUACCAGGAUUUAUUGGAGCAAUUCUGGCAAGAGCAAUUAGUCGACGUGACGAUUAUCGGCAUCGCAUUGAGAGUCUCGUCGAAGCAGCGCCGUAAAACAAUGAUCGAUCGCGAAACGGAUUACGCCGCGACGAUACACCACUACAAUCCCUUCGCUCGUGCUCACACGAAUCGAGCCCUCGACUCGUCCAGCAGACUGUUUCCCGAAAAGUUGGACGAUUUUCACGGGCUGAAGCUGCGCGUGGGAUUCGUCGAGCAUCCGCCCUACUCGUGGCGCAGCCCGAAGUCGCGAAAAAUGACGGGCUUCGUCGGGCUGCUGCUCGAGACGAUUCAGCGCAAGUUGAAUUUCAGCGUCGAGAUGGAUUUCCGGCCGAUGUCGGAUCACGGCGUACUGCUGGCCAACGGCUCGGCCACCGGACUGCUGGGCGAGGUGGCGCUCCCCAAGUGCCACCUGGACGUCUUCGCUUACGGAUCUUUUCUCCUUCACGUCGAUCAUCCUCUUCUGGCAGACAGAACGACUUGGAUCUCGUUGGAGCGAAUCUGCGGCCUGGUACCUCUGAUAAAGAAGCCGACUUUCCAGCUGAGCAAGGGCAUCCAGUGGUCGCUGCUGGUGAUCCUCUGCCUCGUCGUCGUGGUCUGGCUUACGUCCAUUCUGCUGCUGGCCAAGUACUGGCGACCGCUGGACAUAGCCCAGCUGAUGAUGGGCUCGUCGAUAUACGCCCGAGCCACGACGCUUCGCGAGCGACUCAUCUUCGGCUGCGUCCUGGUGGUGGGUUUGUUCUACUCCUCGUCGAUGCUCGCCCAUCUGACCAGCCUGAAUCUCGACAUGGCCGCGUACAAGAGAUUCGAGUCGUAUCGCGAGCUCGACGAGUCGGGCCUCGUUCCAUUCGUACAUCCCAAUUUGAUGAACAUGACUUUCAGAUCCGGCAACGACCCCACGCUCCACAGAUUGGGCCGAAAGGCGAUCCAGCACACGAACACGGACACGUGCUUGGGCUGGCUUCUGGGCCAGGCCAACGUCAGCUGCGUCAUGGGCCAGUACAGGAUCUCGUACCUGCUGAAUCGCAACGCGGACCGCGCGAAACAGGCCAAGCCCUGCUUCUGGACGGCCUACAGGGCCUUCAGCCUGCGCAAGGGCUCGCCCUACACGCCGAGCUUCAAUCGAAUCAUUCGCCGCGUCCAGGAGGCGAAAUUAGACGCCAAAUGGAACCACAUGUACCGUGAGGAGGCUUCCGAGUUGAGCGACGAUAGCUCCGGCGAGGACAAAAAGGUGCUGUCGGAUAGUCUGAGGGACAACUCGUACAGGAGCGUCUUUGUUCUGCUUCUCGCGGGUUACGUGCUAUCCGUUGCAGUUUUUUUCGCGGAACUGGCCGUCGAACAUUUCCACGCGAAGCUGCAGCGCCGAUGUCAGUGGCUCCGGCGACGAAAAACAAUUUCAACAAAAUAAUCGUGUACUUUUUCGUCCCCCCUUCGUAAAUGCGUACUUUCUUUA